Arctia plantaginis is the source of this 2583-nucleotide messenger RNA. Lineage: Eukaryota; Metazoa; Arthropoda; Insecta; Lepidoptera; Erebidae. The record is from the annotation of a GenBank genome assembly.
AUGACAAAUCUCGAUGUUAGUAACAGUAGCACUGAUAGCAGUUCUGGGUCUACAUCAGAUUCCAGUAGUAGUGGCAGUUCUUCCACAAGUUCAGGGUCUGGUUCUAGCAGUUCAGACUCUGAAUCCUCAACUUCCGAACCUCCAGUAACUGCAGUAGCAACGCCUGCACCUAAAUCUCCCUCAAAACCUGAGGAAGUCAAAAAGAAAGAUGAGCCAAAACCUAGAAGACCAUCAAAAGUCAAAGUUUCAUCAUCCAGUGAUGAUGAAGCUCCUAAAGCUGCCAGUCCAAAGUCAAUGGCACCUAGAAGACGUUGUUCUGCUAAACCUAAAUCUGCUGCUGCGGUACUUGCUAGAGGAAGAACUGCAAAUAAGGUAUCUGCAGGUGCAAAAACUCCUAAACCAGUACUGAAAACUAUUUCAAAACUGAGUCCUAAAACAGAUACGGGAACUUUAAAGAAGAAGAGUAUAUUCUCCCCAGAUAAUAGCUCUGAAUCUGAAUCAGAGAGUAAGUCUUCAAGUGCCAAUAGUGCCAAUAACAAGAGUCCAAAGACAUCACCUAGACCUAAAAGAGGAUCUAGAAAAUCUAGUGAUGAAAAAGACAUUUCCCCUAUAACUGCCGAUAAUGAUGAAGAUUCGAAAGAUUCCAAGUUUUCUAAAGAUUCAAAGGACUCCAAAGAUUCAAAGGACUCCAAAGACUCAAAGGACUCCAAAGGCUCAAAAGACUCAAAAGAUUCAAAAGACUCAAAAGAUUCAAAAGACUCAAAAGGCUCAAAAGAUUCAAAAGACUCAAAAGAUUCAAAGGACUCAAAAGACUCAAAGGACUCAAAAGAUUCAAAGGACUCAAAAGACAAUGCUAAGCGUAAGAAUGGAAACAGGCCUAAUGGACCUCCGCCAAAGAAAACUAUAGAAGAAAAGAGUGCAUCAUCAUGUUCUUCCAGCCAGUCUUCUAUUGAGUCUCUCUCCUCAGACAGUGAUAGUGAGCCCACUCCUAAAAAGGAAUCUGUGAAAAGUGGGAAAUCAAAAUCAUCUGCUUCUGAAUCUCUUACUCCAAAGCAGGAGAAUUCUGCAACUAAAAGUGGUGACUCCUGUGACUCAGCAGUGGCGACCAUGCCCAGGAAAUUAACCAGGUCACUCUCAGCCAGAGUGUCUAGGUUAGCAACUGUUUCCCGACCCACAAAUACUGACACUGAUUCAGAAGUUGAUGAGAAAAACAAUGACAAUAAGAAUAGCAUCAAAGACUCGAAGAAGAAUAUUAAGGGGCGCGCGCCCCCCUCCUGGUCACCCGUGGCCGCGCCCACGCUAUCAGAGCCCGCGCAGCGCAGGUGCCCUGUGAGAGGCUGCGACUCUUCGGGACAUCUGGGUGGCACGUCGUCCCGGCACGUGACGUGGGACGCGUGCCCGCUGUACCACAACGUGACGGCGCUGUCGUGCGUGGCGGCCAGCGAGGAGCGCGCCGCCGCCAGCGAGGCGCGCCGCAAGGCUCUGCGUCUGCUGCAGGCGCGCCCGCGCCACCAGCCCACCAUCGAGCAGCGCGCCUACCAGCUCAAAGUGAAGGAUAUGCGAUCGAAAUGGAAAGGCAGCCAAGAACUACGAGAGAAACUGGCAGCUUCAGGCAACGAAGAAAUAAACGAAGAUAGAGAACCAAUUCUAGAAGGAUUCGCGCCAGAUUAUGAUCUGAAAUUGUUCCGGGAAGCGCAAGCAUUAGCUGCUAUUAAAAUAGAAGAAGAGUUAUCUGAUAUACCUACUGAUAGGGGUACAAGAUACGUGGUGAUGGGUAAAUACAUGAUGGAGGUGUGGUACCAGUCGCCGUACCCGGGCGACGCGGCGCGCGUGCCGCGGCUGUUCGUGUGCGAGUUCUGCCUCAACCACCACAAGUCCGCCACCGGCGCGCAGCGGCACAAGGCCAAGUGCGUCUGGAGGCACCCGCCCGGGGACGAGGUAUACAGGAAAGACAAUCUUUCUGUGUGGCAAGUGGAUGGACGGAAGCACAAACAGUAUUGCCAGCAGCUCUGUCUCUUAGCCAAGUUCUUCUUAGACCACAAAACGUUGUACUACGAUGUGGAGCCGUUCCUCUUCUACGUUAUGACGAGUGCUGAUCAUGAGGGAUGCCACGUUGUCGGAUACUUCAGCAAGGAAAAGAACUCAUUCUUGAAUUACAACGUAUCCUGCAUACUCACUCUGCCGCCGUACCAGAGAAAAGGCUUCGGAAGAUUGUUGAUUGAUUUCAGUUAUCUUCUGACUAAGGAAGAAGGCAAAGUUGGCUCUCCAGAGACUCCAUUAUCAGAUCUAGGUCUAAUAUCAUAUCGGUCGUACUGGAAGGAGGCGUUACUCAAGAGGUUAUGUUCAGCCCCCGGCCCGACCUUGUGUAUAAGAGACCUGAGCAAAGACUUGGCGAUAGCGUCUUCGGACAUCGUGUCGACGCUCCAGGAGAGAGGGCUAAUGAAGUACUGGAAAGGAAAGCAUAUAGUGCUGAAGAAGCAGGACGUUCUGGAAGAGGCAUCACGUCGCGCGGCCCGAGCCCGCUGCGUGGACCCGGCGUGCCUGCGCUGGUGGGGCGGCGGGUCGCUGGCGCCGACGCGCUGA